This is a messenger RNA of Rotaria sordida, 5553 nucleotides long. Lineage: Eukaryota; Metazoa; Rotifera; Eurotatoria; Philodinida; Philodinidae. The record is from the annotation of a GenBank genome assembly.
AUGUGUGGCAGUUUCAUACGUAAAGACAACUGGGAUAUACCUGGAAAUAACAUAUUAUCUUCUCCUAUAAAACAACCUGAUUAUGCUAGCUGUUGUUCGCAAUGUCAAGCAACUUCUGGAUGUAUUGCUUUUACAUAUUCACCAUUAAGUCAACGUUGUUCGCUGAAAAAAAGUAUGGGUAUUGGUGGAAAUGCAACUGGCAACAGCAUUUCUGGUUACUAUUUCUAUCCAUUACGUGGAAGUUCAAUUGACAUUCAUCCAAAUGCUCAAUGGCAACAGGAUGGUAUCACUGUGGCUGGAGGCAAUGGGAAAGGCAAUUCACUCAAUCAAUUCUCUCUCCCAUGGGGUUUGUAUGUUGACGAUGAUGAAACAAUCUAUGUUGCUGAUUAUGAGAACCAUCGUAUUAUGAAAUGGGGAUCGGGUGCGACGAGUGGCCAAGUGGUUGCCGGUGGAAAUGGAAAAGGAAAUGGAGAUAAUCAGUUGUCUUAUCCAUAUGAUGUAAUUGUCGACAAAGAGAGAGAUUAUCUCAUCAUCUGUGAUUCUUCGAAUAAAAGAGUGGUUCGAUGGCCUCGUCUAGAUGGAACAAGUGGAGAAACAAUCAUCUCCAACAUUGGUUGUUGGGGUUUGACAAUGGACGAGUAUGGAUCUCUCUAUGUCGUUGACGAUGCUAACAAUGCAGUGAGACGAUAUAAAAUUGGUGACGCUGAAGGAACAGUGGUUGCAGGUGGUAAUGGACGAGGAAAUCUUCUCAAUCAAUUCGACGGACCCCGCUACAUAUUUGUCGAUCGACAUUAUUCGGUUUACGUAUGUGAGAGGAACAAUAAUCGUACAAUGAAAUGGGCAGAAGGUGAAAAGUUAGGCAUUAUCGUCGCUGGUAGUGCAGGAUCCGGAAAUGAUCUUAGACAAUUGGUAAUUCCUAAAGGAGUCGUUGUUGAUCAAUUUGACACUGUCUAUGUGGUUGAUGACGGGAACAAUCGAAUCAUGCGUUGGCCUAAAGCAGCCACACAGGGAAGUAUCAUUAUUGGUGGAAACAAUAUAGAAAGCGGAUCGAACCAACUUAGUGGGCCCGUCGGUUUGUCAUUCGAUCGGCACGGUAAUCUCUAUGUCGUGGACUGGGGAAAUCAUCGAGUACAAAAAUUUCAAAUCAAGUGAACUCAGAACGAUUAUUAAUAUUAUUUUUUUUGUUCUGUUUCUUUCACAAAUACAUCGCUAUUCAAUGAAAAAGAAUUAAUGGCUAAUCUAUUCGUACACGCGCGCAAUCAGGAAUCAUCCUGAUGGAGCUGUGGCGACCAUGAAACUCAUACACGCACGGGACACUCAGACAGUUCCUGACCGAACUUUUAGGGACUACGCGGACGUCCUUCCGAUAACAGAGGCUAACAUCAAUAGACAUGAUUCAUUCCAUCCUCCCCUCACUGACGCUCACUUUGCUAAGUCUAACCCUAUUCUUAUCUAAAACAAAAGUAAGAAAUGAUUACUCACUACGUCGAAUAUUGACCAAUGUUGAUAAAGACGACAUGAUGAUAUUGACGGCUAAAUGAAAAAGAAAAAAAAAUAAAACGAUGAAAAAGGAUUAGAUAAUAUACGCUCUGAUACAUUUUCCUUAUUGUUCAUUUCCUAAAAUUACCAAAAAGAUAAAACGGAUCACAGGAGGACUUACCGCCCUCCAUAUGAUUCAAAAGAAAAAAAGUAAAUAAAUAAAAAAGAAUAAAGCAAAUACCUACUUUUUUAUUGUCUUGUUUGGUAUUAUGCUGUUUAGUAUUGUAUCCUUGAAGUCAAUCUAAAAUAUAAAAACAAAAAAUUAUUAUUUGAUUCAAGCAAGGAAUAGUUUUAUAUAGAAAACUAUUCAUAUUUAUACCUGAUUUUUAUUGAGAGAAAAAUCACUUUUUUUCUUGCGAUUGGAGAAUGAGUAAAAGAUGAAUCUAAUUAAGCUCGAAUUCGGACACAUACGUCGUUAAGAUUAAUAUAAUUACAAAUAUCUCAAUGUAUAUGUAUAGAUAAAGCUCAAUUGAUAUGCACAUUAAUUAACUCUUCCCUUCCCCUAUAUUAGAAGACCCUCCUUGGAAAAAAGUUUGAAAAACAUAUUACAAGAUCCGGGUCUUCUCAUCAAUCAAGAAGAACUUCAAAAGCUUUUUUUGUGAAAUUUUUUCUGUUUUCAUAUCCAACUAGCCCGGUAAAAAGUUUUCAGUCUCGUUCAAUAAUUGGGAGAUGGUCUCUGCAGAUUAGGAAGGAACCAUUAGAAGCUUGAAAUUGCAUGCUCCUGCUUGGACAUAAUUAUUCUUUACAUGUCACUAUAUAUUUUUUUUUAUUGUUCUGAAAUGAUAUUAUACCAGUUUCAGUAAAAAAGAGUUGACAAACAGUUUCCAAUAUUAAGUUUCAAGUGUUUAUUGAAGUUUUAUUACACUGUUUAUCGACUCUUUCCUUGCACUCGAGUUGUUACAGGGAUAGAAUCGAGUCUUGCUCUACAUAGUGUUCGAGUGAAGUAAUCAAAAUGACUAAGUAUACUGAUGGGAAGCCAUAAGACUAUGUUUAAAAAUAUUAUCAAAAUUCAGCGUAAUAAAUGAUGGGUGCUGGUUGAGUAUGAUUGUGGAAAGAACAACACCGACACCGAUACCCACACCUUUCUCGAUUCAAGUCGACCUAUUUUUUCGGCUAAAGGUGUUUUUCCGAUUGCUCACUAACUAAAAAGACUUUUUUCCAGAAUGUGGUUGAAUACUCACGGAUUUAUCUUACUACGAGCUCUGGGACUAUUAUCGGAAUUUAAAAAAAAGGCUAUCGAGCAAAAUGCUUAUAACUUUUGAACGAAGAUAGCUAGAGCCCUGCGGUUUUCGCCAUUCGAAAGAGAAGACAAGGGGACGCCUUUUUCUCCAAUAUUGUAUGGGACGAAAUCAUUUAAAAAUCAGUCAUUUCUACAAAACAUCGAAAAAAUGUAUAAAAAACGGUCUGCCAUUCAUUUGAAAUUUAGAUGAAAAGUAAGAAAAUAUGCUUAAAAAUUAAAAGAACUCUAUAGUUUUCGUGCGAUUGAAUAGACAAGUUUAUUUGUUCAACAUUAGGAGGUGGAAAGAUAAUCAUUCGAAUUAUAGGGUGUGGGUGUAGGUGUGGGUGUCGGUGUCGGUGUGGGUAUGGGUAGAGAUGCACCAGUCCCAGUUCUGACUGGUGAACUGGGUCCCAGCCGGACUGGGUAUUGAGUCCCUUGAUCUUUAGUCCAUUAGUCGAGUAGUACUUUCUUCUUUUCUAGUAUAUUGUCAUACAGUGAUUCUUAGACUGUUGAAGUACUGAUAUAAACUAUAACACUGAAUCCAUUGGUUAAUCAUAUAUAUCUAUAUAUCAAUCGUUAUAAUUUAAGAUACUAUAAAUAAAUUUUCAUGUCUUCAUGGUGUGGGUGUGGCAAUGGUGUAGGUGUGGGUGUUUUGGAUGGAUGUGGGAGUGGAUGUUGUUUGUAUGUGAGAAUAGUUAGCAUGACAAUAACGACACCCAUACCAACAUCAAAUCCACCCCCACACCCACAUCCUUAGAAAAGAGGGAAGUACUGAUCGAUUAGCGGAAUAAACGUCAAAUGACUAAGUGGUCAGUCGUGGCUGGGACCCAGUUACUGGCACUGGUGCACCCCUACCCGGUAUGGGUGUGGGUCUUCUCCUACCGAUACACCUACAUCCUCACGCCCGGGCUCACACUCACACCUUUUUUCUAUCGUAGAUAAUGAUUUCAUUUAUUUUGAUCGAUAACUUCUGUCUUAUCACAUUAAACAUUGGUUGGUCCUAUCUUAUCUGGUGGAAAAACAUUAAUUUAGUAAUAUUCGAUUUCACUAACUGUGCUACUCUAUGAUGUAUGAGUCAAUAACUACAAAAACAUCUACAGAUUGUAUACUUCUCUGAAAAACUCAACUUUGAAAACUUUGACAAAGAAUUUAAACUUCUACUCGGUAAUAUUACUUUCCUGCAAUACCUUAUCAAUAUUCAAUACAUUAUCUACUUCACAAUAUACUUAUAGUAAACUCAGGAGAUCGAAUCGUAACCACAGAAAUCAAUAACAAAAUUUCCCAAACAAAGCUGUUAAAAUACAACACUAUAUUUUUCCUAUAUCAAGAGGUUAGGCCAUCUACAACUCCUUUGAAAUUUUCUAAGCUAGAAUGAAAUCGGUCAUGGUAGCUCCACUCACACUCACUUACCCAUUGCAUAUACGAUUGGUUUGUCAAAUUUCAUAUAAAAUUGACAAUAGAAAACGAGUUCAAUUAUUUGCACCUGAGACAUCUCUUUCGUAUUUCAUGUCCAUUAUCUAUUUAGAGCUUUGCUACUAAUAGAUGAUACUGCCGUAGUUGAAACGAUUGAACUGUUAACGCAACUGCGAUCCUAGCCUAAACAAAGCAUAUCAUUGAGGCAACUUUGUUUCCAUAAACUUUUAUGUGGUCUUUUUGGUGGUGUGGAUAUGGGAAUUUAUUUCACAUCCGACAUUCACAUCCUCAGAGGUCACAAAAAGAGAUUGCCUGUUCGAAAUACUGAAAGUUGAGAUAAAAAGAAAGAAAGAGAGAUUUUUUUAUCAAACCCGCUUUUACUUGCGUAGAUUGCGCUGAUAUGCUGUUUCUUGAGUUCUGCAGAUAAAUAGAAAAAAGAACAAAGAAGGCUGAAGCAUGAUUUAGUCGCUUCUGGUGUGUAUGUGUGGUUGGUGGACAAUCUAUUCACAAAAAGUAAAGCAAAGAAGAGUAUAUUAUCGUUUACAGUCGUCAUCGUCGUCUUGUUUAUAACAGUUAUACACUACUGUAUAAAAUAUGCUUAUUUAACAUUACGUGGCCCAAUACCUGGUAUUCUACCUCAAUUUUUUUCGGCAAUUUACUACAGACAGACAUCAUUUGGCUAGGCAAAUCGAAACCAAAUGUAUAUCUCAAGCUCAAAACCCAAUUCUGCGAUGUUUUUCAAUGUUGGUUCAGUUCUACACAUAUCAUUGUCAUUAGUUCUCUCGAAGAUGCACAACACAUUUUUGCCAAUCGACAUGUAUACGAUCAAGUAGAUCUCUUAAUCCAAAAGCUCAGUCUUCUCAAUCCAAGUGAAAUCUUUUGCUUAAAAAGUUAGAAGAAUAGAUAAACCAUCCUUUUUAUUUAACCUAAGAAAGGGUAAAGACUUAUCUCACUCUCUCCAUCUUGGUCUUCAACAAAUAUAAAAAUGAUUUGCCUUAUAGGAGCUAAAUACAAGCGUUGCACAAGUGCCACAAAUCCAUUGUUUCGUGGUAGCAAAGUUCUCAUGCAUUUAGAUAUAAUUAUCGAUUGUACAGACAAAUUGUUAGCUCGAUGGCGUCAAAUAGAUGAUCCAACUAAAACUCAUUUGAAUAUGAACGAACAAACUCGCUAACUUGUACUUGCUAUUUUUAGUUUUAUUGCAUUUGAUUAUGAUCUACAAACACUAGACGAUGAAUGUGGAAAGAAAAAAACAGAGCUAGUUCGUGCAAUGAACAUAUUCCACGUCACAGCAUUCAAAAUCCUGAAAAUGCCAUUAAUCAUCAACCUUAUCUAUUUAUUUUUUGAUCUUAACUACCGACGAGCACGUAUAAUUAUCGAUUAGU